UUGUGCUCUUACAGGAUGACUUAAGUGAUCCAAACACUACCUGAAUGCUACAAAGACAUCCAUAGAAUGAAUAGAAAAUAAAUGUCUUUAUUGAAUGAAUGUUGCACUCUAAUUUUACAUUCUCCCAACUUCACAAUUAAGAUGAAUUAUUAUUGCUCUUGUAACCUAAGUGUGUGUACAUGCGGAGCUGCCUCCUUCCAUAUACGUGACAUUUUCAGUAAUGAUUGGAGUUGCCUUUGGCUUCUCAUAAGGCAAACCUCAGCUUUCUGGAAAACACUGCUGGCGCGUAUGAUUUAGUUGAAAACCAACUUGACUAAGCUGGUGCGAAAAUUAAAGCUCUGCCCAUUUCAAUAUAACAUAAUAAAAGGAAAACACAUAAGUAUGCAUAAAACAAUUAACACCACGUCUGGCGCUAGAAUUGCUGAAUAGGUUGGAAGUUGGACAUUUCCACUUUGCCUGGCAUGGUUUCAGUGUACACUGUAAGAAUAACAGCUUUCAUGUUUGAUUAAUACAAGUAUUAUUAAUUAGCCGGCCCAGUUGCCAAGCCAGAAGAGACCUAUCUGAAAUACAGUGAUUUUGCUGAACUAUAAACAGAACCAACUAAACUUUGCUUUGAUGACUAAAACAAUACCUACUUGGCUAAAGCAGGAGUGAAACAAUUCUGAAGUGCCCGUGUCUAAUCCACAUUCUCUGUGUGUCGCUGAAAACUCUACCGAAGAUCAUCAGAACAUGUUAAAAGCCAGUCUUCAGGGUGUUGGAUCAGGGAACCUAAAAUUUGUGGCUCUUUUUAACCCUGAAGGGCUUAUGAGUUCCAUUUAAUUCAGUGGUCUUAGAAAACAGAAUCAAGAUCGGUUUUCAGGGGAAUGAGGAACAUGUGUAUUGAAGACGGUCUGAACUGAUGAUUGCCAUUUUCAGACAUUGAGCAGGCAGUAUUUGCAUGUACUGUGCACUUCUCUUUGUAGGUUAAUCAGACUCAGAGACCAUGCCACUGAUAUUGGUGUGCCCUUGUAUUUGAAAGGCAGGUGUGAGUGGCUAGUUAUUCACUGAAGGUUCUAGUAGCCUAAGCCUCCAGCACAGAGCUUUUCAAAACAUGGGUCCUAGAAUAGCAGCCACAGGCUUACCUGGGAACUCACCUGAAAUGCAGAUUCUCAGGCACCACCUCAGGCACUGGGAUAACUCUAUGACUAGUCUGGGGAAUCUGCAUCUUAGGCGUUCCAGGCAAUUUGAGAACCACUGCCUCCGUAUGAGUCACCAUCAUUUUUUGAUUUAUUUUCAGAAAGUUAAACCUUCACCAUUUAGCUGAGGUGCCGCGGAAUAGAAAGUUUAGCCACAAACAGAAAAGUCCCCGUUGAUGGCAGAUUGACUCGCUCCGUGGAAUCUCUGCAAGCCAUUUCAAAAUAUGGAAAAUUGGGCUCUGAAACAUUGUGAUGUUGGUGUUGGCAACCCGUCCUGCUGAUCUGCAGAGAAAUACGGGGUCUUCCUGCUGUUUCCUUUCUCCUGAAUUCUUUUCUGGCCUCUUGGAAAGGUUCCCUUGAGGCAGGCCUUAAAAUAUCAACCCCUCCGUGCAAAUGAGUUGUUUACCCUCCCGAUCAUUCGUUAGAAAGCAUUGAAUUUUGCUGAAUCAGCGGUAAUUGCUUUGGACACGCAUACACAUCUAACAGUGUACUCUGUGGGUCCUGUCCAUUUGAGACCUGCCCGUCAGGGAUUGCCUGGUAUCAGUGACUGUCUACUGCUGGAUUUCCUGCUCGCCUUCCUGUCAUGUCUAACGAAGUAGAAACAAGCACAAGCAACGGUCAGCCUGACCAACAGGCUGCCCCAAAAGCACCAUCAAAGAAGGAGAAGAAGAAAGGUUCUGAAAAGACAGACGAGUACCUGUUGGCCAGGUUCAAAGGUGAUGGUGUAAAAUACAAGGCCAAGCUAAUCGGUAUUGAUGAUGUACCUGAUGCUCGAGGAGACAAAAUGAGUCAGGAUUCUAUGAUGAAACUCAAGGGAAUGGCAGCAGCUGGUCGCUCUCAGGGACAACACAAGCAAAGAAUCUGGGUCAACAUUUCCUUGUCUGGCAUAAAAAUUAUUGACGAGAAAACUGGGGUAAUUGAGCAUGAGCAUCCAGUAAAUAAGAUUUCCUUCAUUGCUCGUGAUGUGACAGACAACAGAGCAUUUGGUUAUGUGUGUGGAGGAGAAGGCCAACAUCAAUUUUUUGCUAUAAAAACAGGGCAACAGGCUGAACCGUUAGUCGUCGAUCUUAAAGACCUUUUUCAAGUUAUCUAUAAUGUAAAGAAAAAGGAAGAAGAUAAGAAAAAGGUUGAAGAAGCCAACAAAGCAGAAGAGAAUGGGAGUGAGGCCCUAAUGACCCUUGAUGAUCAAGCUAACAAAUUGAAGCUGGGUGUUGACCAGAUGGAUUUGUUUGGGGACAUGUCUACACCUCCUGACCUAAAUAGUCCAACAGAGAGCAAAGAUAUCCUGUUAGUGGAUCUAAACUCUGAAAUCGACACCAAUCAGAACUCUUUAAGAGAAAAUCCAUUCUUAACAAAUGGAGUCACCUCCUGUUCUCUCCCUCGACCAAAGCCUCAGGCGUCCUUCUUGCCUGAGAAUGCCUUUUCUGCCAAUCUCAACUUCUUUCCCACCCCUAAUCCCGAUCCUUUCCGUGAUGAUCCUUUUGCACAGCCAGACCAAUCGACACCCUCUUCGUUUGAUUCUCUCACAUCUCCAGAUCAGAAGAAAGCGAGUCUGAGUAGCUCGUCUACUCCACAGAGUAAAGGGCCCCUGAACGGUGAUACUGAUUACUUUGGUCAGCAAUUUGACCAGCUCUCUAACCGGACUGGCAAACCGGAAGCUCAGGGAGGCCCAUGGCCCUACCCAAGUUCGCAAACCCAGCAAACAGUGAGAACUCAAAAUGGGGUAUCUGAAAGAGAACAGAACGGCUUCCAUAUCAAAUCUUCCCCGAACCCUUUUGUGGGAAGCCCUCCCAAAGGACGAUCGGUACCGAAUGGCGUAAAGCAGGACUUGGAAAGUUCUGUCCAGUCCUCAGCACAUGACUCCAUAGCCAUUAUCCCACCUCCACAAAGUACCAAACCAGGAAGAGGCAGAAGGACUGCUAAGUCUUCAGCAAACGACUUGCUUGCUUCAGACAUCUUUGCCUCAGAACCUCCAGGCCAGAUGUCCCCCACAGGACAACCUGCAGUCCCGCAGUCGAACUUUCUGGAUCUCUUCAAAGGCAGCGCUCCUGCCCCAAUGGGGCCCCUUGUAGGUCUAGGUACGGUCCCAGUAACACCCCCCCAAGCAGGACCUUGGACGCCUGUGGUCUACAGUCCUUCGACAACUGUGGUCCCAGGAGCCAUAAUAAGUGGCCAGCCUCCCGGUUUUGGCCAGCCACUCGUUUUUGGUACAACCCCGGCAGUCCAAGUCUGGAAUCAGCCUCCGUCAUUUGCAACCCCAGCUUCCCCUCCACCCCCCACAGUUUGGUGUCCUACCACAUCUGUGGCGCCCAACGCUUGGUCAUCCACAAGCCCUCUGGGGAAUCCUUUUCAGAGUAAUAAUAUCUUUCCACCUCCCACCAUAUCCACUCAGUCCUCUCCUCAGCCUAUGAUGUCCUCUGUUCUGGCCACACCUCCUCAACCACCUCCCCGAAAUGGCCCACUAAAGGACAUUCCCAGUGAUGCUUUCACUGGUUUAGAUCCCCUUGGGGAUAAAGAGGUCAAGGAAGUGAAAGAAAUGUUUAAGGACUUCCAGCUGCGGCAGCCACCUCUUGUACCCUCAAGGAAGGGAGAGACUCCUGCCUCUGGGACUUCAAGCGCCUUCUCCAGUUACUUCAACAAUAAAGUUGGCAUUCCUCAGGAGCAUGUAGACCAUGAUGAUUUUGAUGCCAAUCAACUGUUGAACAAGAUUAAUGAACCACCAAAGCCAGCCCCGAGACAAGGUGUCCUCUCAGGUACCAAGUCUGCUGACAGUUCACUCGAGAACCCUUUCUCCAAAGGGUUCAGCUCAUCAAACCCCUCCGUGGUUUCUCAGCCUGCAUCUUCUGAUUCCCACAGGAGCCCUUUCGGAAAUCCCUUUGCCUAGCUUCUGAGGUUGUAAUGUUGACUCUCCAGAUGAGCAAAAGACUGGCUUUGUUAAGGAUGAAGCAGAUAGCCAGAAACAUGUUGACCUCUGUCCUUGCUCCAGCUUUGACGUUAUUAUCUGUUACCCUAUUUGUCUUGGCCUCUUGUACUUGUAAAAUGCCUUUCAUUUUUCUGUCUAGGCUAAAGCUAAACUUGAACUAUGGCUUUACAUAAAUUAAGCUCCUAAACUCUCUAGCUCCAAUAUAAAUGAAGUAACUUCCCUAUCAAAUCCUUGUCUGUUGUGCCCCUCGAAACUUCCAGAAUAUUCGCCAUUCUACCCUCCACUUGGGAGGAACGGCUACCUUUACCCUUAAUAUCACGCUGCCUUGAGUAAAUGUCCAAAUACUCAUAGUUCUCAAAGUCAUUUGGGGUUCCUGGUAUGCAGCUUAAACCUAAACAUCCUAUUAAUAGGGAAGUAAGACACCUAUGUCCACUCAGAAAGAAUUUUAUUUAAUAAAAUGAAAGCAAGACUAACUUCUCAAAUCCACCAUUUUGAGAUGGUCGUUUCUCAGCUAGUUGCACCAUUUACCAAUCCUGCCCCAAGUGGUGCUUACAUUUAACUUGAUGAAAAGAAAGGUCUAACUCAAAACAUAAAGCGUUAUUCAAAGCUAAUAAAACAAUUUCUCCUGGGGGCCCCACAUUGUUUUCAUUCCAGAUACUCUGCAGCUGUUUGACCCUAAUGACAUUAUGCCCUACAUUUUCCUUGAAGAUCAUGAUUUUAUUUCAUGUGAUUUUUGUUUCUCAAUAAAGAUGAUUAUUGUGUGCAUUACUAAAAAUAAUAAAAUAUAAUUUCUCUCAUUCUGGUGAUUUCUCCCAGGACCUAGGCUGUUCCCAUUUUUAAUCUCUUGCUGGCUGUUUUAAAUGAGAGGAAAGCAUUGUUUAUCUCUCCCUGUCUUUCUCUCUUUCUCUUUCUCUUUCAGUUCAUUUUGCUCCUGGGUUUAUAUAAACAGUGCCUCCCUUUUACCAGGAAUGGAUUUUUUUUUCACGGGGCAAAAAGCAUUAAAUGAUUCACAGAUCUCAAGUGCACACACCCACUCCAGUCAUUGUUAGUCCUGGGGCUAGACUUCUGGAAGGUGCACCAUCUUCAUUUUCCCUAUGGCUUGGGGGAUUUAGACUGAAAUUUCAUAGAGCAAUUUAACACAGUAGGGGAACUGGACUCUGCUUAGCAGUGAAGGACUAUAUUCUGAAAGUUAAACGUGACUGUGCUAAAAACACACUGGGUCCUUACUGGAUGACUUCAUCAAGUAACUGGAAAACUUUCUUGAAGCCAUAAUCAUGGACAAAUAUUUGGGGUUACCAUUGAAAAAUCUGCCUGCAAUAUUUUCCUCAUGGCCUUGGAAACCUACGCAGUACAUUUUCAUUUCCAGGCCUUUUGUUAUACAGAACUGAAGGGUUUGGUCCUGCCAUGUUGUGUUUUCUUUAGUUUAUGUUGAGUAAUUUUUUUCAAUGUUAUCUCUUGACCCAAAAAGCUCAGGUUCUUGUGGGUGUUAGUACAAUCUUACCUUUCGUUGGAAGAGAGUGACUGCUCAGGUUUUAAACAAGGCACUAGCCUUGUGAGCCUCUGUUGAUUAGCCCCCAAGUGAUCCAAGCUGAAGUCCUGUGGGUUUCUGUUUAAUGCUGGUCGUUAAUUAUCUUUGAUAUGUGUUUCUCUUUUCCUGUCUGACUUCCUACUCAGUCAUUAUAAACACAGACUUGAAAUCAUACUUUAAAAAUUCCAAAUACCCGAAGAUGUGCUAAAGUGAAGGUAACUCUUUCUAGAUAGUUGAAUUUUUGAAAGUGAUGAUCAGCCACACGACUGUUUUGUAUGUACUUGUCUUCUUGUGCACUUUUUCUGUAUUCGAAUAAAGCUAUAAAUUUACUCAUUCAAUAAA
Molecule: messenger RNA, 5968 nt
Organism: Mus pahari (shrew mouse)
Lineage: Eukaryota; Metazoa; Chordata; Mammalia; Rodentia; Muridae
Gene: Dab2
Product: DAB adaptor protein 2
Exons: 15
Coding region: 1759-4059 (766 amino acids)
Biological process (GO): positive regulation of endocytosis; receptor-mediated endocytosis; negative regulation of canonical Wnt signaling pathway
Cellular component (GO): plasma membrane
Source: RefSeq, a predicted model, not a curated record